UGAGUAAUUUUAUCCCAGUUUUAUAAUUGGUGCACAGACAAUGAGUUAAUGGCUGUAAUCAUCAUGAACAAGAAACUAUGGGAAACCAAAAGCAAAUUUACAUGCUUUCAUUCCUAAGACCAAGCGUUCCCCUCCUUUCUCAGUUCAUUUGGUUGACUCUGGACUCGGGUCAAAUCCUGCUCUAAAGAGCAUGGAACGGAAAUCUGGUGCGGAGCUGGCCAACAAGGACUGUGUUGUCGCUGCAGGACUCUGGAGUCCUCCUCAAGUUUGGAAUCCACCAGGACCCGCUCCUUUCUGGGAGGCAACACGGUCUGGAGGCUGUCAGAGACGGGCAAGGGAAGAAAAAAUCAAUACAACCCCGUCUCUAGAAAGGAGUGAUUGGUCUGAUCUUAAGUGGUGAGAGAAGACCUAUUUUGAUCCAAACCAGGGUCUUAGGCUGGGUUAUUUCCAACCCAGUUCAAACAAUUGAUUGUAAGAUGUUUUUUUGGCUUAUGUGCUAUCUUGUGGAUGUGUGGCUGAUUUCUGCCUCAGAUGGAUGUGGAUGUUCAUGGACAUGGGAGAAUACCAGGAGUCAGAAUACAAGGAGUCAAGCAAAAAGACACUAUGAUGGGGACUCCAUGGGCCACUGUCCUGACCCCUUGCUGGUGACUGAUGAGUUCAGUUUCUUGGAGCCUGUGAAUGUGAAUGACACUUUCAUGUUUAAAUGCAAUGAGCAUUGCAUCUUUAAGGGCAGCAAUUGGAGCCAGUGUCGAGAAAACCACGCCCGGGUGACUCACUCUCCUGUCUGCAAAAGCAGAGACUGUGGCCCUCCUGAGACUCCAACUCAUGGCUAUUUUGAAGGAAGAGAUUUCAAGUCUGGAUCUACCAUCACUUAUUACUGUAAAGCAAGGUACCGCCUGGUGGGCACGCAGCACCAACAGUGCAUUGAUGGGGAGUGGACCAGUGCCCCUCCCAUCUGUGAGUUGAUCCAAGAAGCUCCCAAACCAGCCGAAUUAGAGUUGGAGAAGGCGUUUCUUGCCUUUCAGGAGAGUAAGGAACUUUGCAAAGCCAUAAAGAAAUUUAUGCAAAGGUUAAAGAAAAGUGACUUAACAAUGGAGAAAGUAAAAUAUUCUCUGGAAAGAAAGAAGGCUAAAUUGAAGGCAAAAAUGUUGCUCUGACCUUGUAGCUGAGCAGACUGGGUAAUAGAAAUACUCCCAUGAAUAAAAUUUCCUCUUGGUUCUGAAA
Molecule: messenger RNA, 1224 nt
Organism: Bubalus bubalis (water buffalo)
Lineage: Eukaryota; Metazoa; Chordata; Mammalia; Artiodactyla; Bovidae
Gene: C4BPB
Product: complement component 4 binding protein beta
Exons: 7
Coding region: 477-1157 (226 amino acids)
Source: RefSeq, a predicted model, not a curated record